GAAAAAUUGAAAGAGAGAGACACAGCGACUCGGACCCCACCCUUUCGAAAUAAAAAUACUCGAGAUUCCUCCUUAGCUUGGCUCUCUCGCUCUCUCUCUCUCUCUGCACAAAGGUUGCGGGCUUCAGCUGUUUGACAUAUUUCAUACAUAUAUAGGAAAAAUGAUUAGGCUAUUUAAAGUGAAGGAAAAGCAAAGGGAACUUGCAGAGAGUGCUAAUGGAAAGACACCUAUCAAGAAGCAAAGUGCAGGAGAAUUACGUCUUCACAAAGAUAUCAGUGAACUGAACCUACCGAAAUCUUGUAGCAUAUCUUUCCCCAGUGGCAAGGAUGACUUGAUGAACUUCGAGGUUACCAUUCGGCCUGAUGAAGGAUAUUAUUUAGGUGGCACAUUUUUGUUCUCUUUCCAAGUUUCACCUAUUUACCCUCAUGAAGCACCAAAGGUCAAGUGCAAGACAAAGGUGUACCAUCCUAAUAUUGACUUGGAAGGAAAUGUCUGCCUCAACAUUCUAAGAGAAGACUGGAAACCUGUUUUAAAUAUAAACACUAUAAUAUAUGGCCUAUUUCAUCUUUAUACGGAGCCCAAUAGUGAAGAUCCACUCAAUCAUGAUGCAGCUGCAGUUUUAAGAGACCACCCAAAGUUGUUUGAAUCCAAUGUGCGUAGGGCAAUGGCUGGUGGGUAUGUCGGACAGACCCUGUUCCCGCGUUGCAUAUAGCAGCCAUUUGUGAUUGCUAAGCACUGAGUUCAUUGCUCGAAGGUUCAAGGGCUGUAAAUUUUGUUGCAGGACUUCCUAGGGUGGUGCUGUUUUGGGCAUGAAUUCUUCAAAAUGUAGAAGCCCACUGGGAGAUGUUUGUAUUCUGUGUAACUUAGUGACAUGUUUGAGAUAUUGGUUGGGGACGUUCGAUUUUCUUUAUUUGGACGUGAAUCAUCUGCAUGAGACUUUAGUUA
This is a messenger RNA of Juglans microcarpa x Juglans regia, 945 nucleotides long. Its product is annotated as NEDD8-conjugating enzyme Ubc12-like. The coding region runs from base 161 to 712 and encodes 183 amino acids. The record is from RefSeq and is a predicted model, not a curated record. Gene Ontology annotation, cellular component: nucleus. Gene Ontology annotation, biological process: protein neddylation. Gene Ontology annotation, molecular function: NEDD8 transferase activity. NCBI's taxonomy places the organism in Eukaryota, Viridiplantae, Streptophyta, Magnoliopsida, Fagales, Juglandaceae. The transcript is spliced from 7 exons.